AUGGUCCGGCACCUGGGCAAUUUGACACAACUGAGAACCCUGAGAAUAACCAGAGUAAGAGGCAUGCAUUCAGUGGAGCUGUGUUCCUCCAUAUCAAAGAUGAGCCGCCUGGUCAGCCUGGACAUUGUAGCCAGCGACGAAGGAGAAGCGCUGCAGCUGGAAGCUCUAAAGCCACCAUCAUACCUCUAUGAGAAGCUCGAUCUACGAGGGCAGCUAGAAGGUGGGGCGCUUCCUCACUGGUUCAGUUCUCUGUCAGGCCUUCGGCAUUUGGGAUUGUCUUGGUCUAGGUUGAGAGAAGACCCGCUACCUUGCCUGCAUGCACUGCCCAACUUGGCUGUUCUAGGCAUGUACAUGGCCUACGACGGACAGGAGUUGUGCUUCAAUGCAGGAGGGUUCCCUAAACUCAAAUUCCUAAUGCUGGGUGGUUCGAACCAGCUCGAUUCAAUAAGCAUGGAGGAAGGGGCAUUGCCAAGCCUGUCUGAGUUGUGCCUGCUGCGCUGCGGAGGAGUUAAGCUGCUACCUCAGGGCGUUGAACAUCUAACAAGCCUCCAAGUUUUGUUCUUGAUGGAGAUGCCACUGGAAUUCAUAGAGAGAAUGCGUGGAGGGAAUGGGAACACGGAGGAGCGACAGAAGGUUCAACACAUCCCCCUAAUCAAGCAUGUAUUCAAGAGAGGAGACAGGUGGACAUCAGAAACUCUUUCCUGA
This is a messenger RNA of Phoenix dactylifera (date palm), 705 nucleotides long. Lineage: Eukaryota; Viridiplantae; Streptophyta; Magnoliopsida; Arecales; Arecaceae. The record is from RefSeq and is a predicted model, not a curated record.